Messenger RNA from Candidozyma auris, 4509 nucleotides. It is a transcript of the gene BCK1, whose product is annotated as mitogen-activated protein kinase kinase kinase BCK1. The coding region runs from base 1 to 4509 and encodes 1502 amino acids. Gene Ontology annotation, molecular function: ATP binding; protein kinase activity. NCBI's taxonomy places the organism in Eukaryota, Fungi, Ascomycota, Pichiomycetes, Serinales, Metschnikowiaceae. The record is from RefSeq and is a predicted model, not a curated record. The transcript has a single exon. Gene Ontology annotation, biological process: protein phosphorylation.
AUGUCGUGGGCAUCUCCGCCCCAGAAUCCGAACCAGCGGUCUGUCAGUUACGAUUACCCGAGAAUAAAGCCGCCUCACAAAUAUACGGACUCGCAUCGAAUUGUAUCCGAUGAUGUCAUGGCUAGAAACAAGUUUCAGACAUCGCCUUCGUCAGUGGCAAAUUUUGGGGAAGCCUUGUCGCUACAGGAUAGUGGAAGGCAGAGUUCAGGCAGCUAUCCUACAGAUACACCACUUGAGCCAGAUCUCGAAGUAAGCCGUGUUGACCGUCAGUCAAAAUUCAUGGAGACCUUCUCAAGAACGAGCAGUAUGAGCUCGCGACACGUAGAGCCAGACGAAGAUCAAACAGCGGGGCAAUCUCCUCAUUUACAUCACACGUCGCCUUCGGAAUCGUCUCAUUUGAAUCUGUUCAGUUUCAAUGAGGCAAAUGAGUCGGGAAGAGAGUUUCAGGUGUCACCAUCGAGGUCCGAAUUCGACACUGGUCUAGAAAAUGCUGACUUCGUUAGUGUUAAAACUCUGGUUGUGGGCCGUUCUGACGACGAAAUUAAUACUAUCGACUCGUCCCUGCCGCCCAAAUCCUUGAUGUCGGGCACAUCAAACUUGGUGGGUCUGAUAAUCGGAAAAUACGAAUAUAGCACGAGCGGCUUGGCCCUAAACAUCACAGAUUCAAGGGCCACUGCAGACUCCAGGCUCACUACAAUGUCUUUCAAGUCUGGUUCUGGCAACUCUAAUGGCUCUCGACAACAUCUUUACUCCUCUGAAAGGGACGAGGAGCUACGCGGCUUGAGAGAUCCAGUAAGAGAGGACCUCCCCACUCAGCGAAGUCUGCAAGAGCUGUCAGAUCUGAGAAGAAAGGAGCAUCUUCGCAAUAACUCUGCAUCUUCCACGAUAUCUACCGCGUCUACAUCCUCCACUUUAACGAAAUCCAACAACCAGCAGCGCUUUAUAAGAUAUGCUAUGGGCGCUCAGUCUUCGCAGCCAUCUUUGAGUUCAACAUCGCGCUGGCUGAUGCACAAUGUCCUUACUUGGCUUGAUUAUCAUGGAUUUAAUGAGUCGUGGAAGCAAACCUUCAAGCGGAAUGAGAUCUCGGGAAACAGGUUUCUUGAAUUAGGAAACUACGACUCUUCUUCAAUGAUCUGGAAACAAUUCAGCAAAAAGCUUGGCAGUGACGACGAUUGCAAUAAUGUGGACCGGUUCAUCACCUUGCUACGAUCAGAAUUGUCCCUAAUUGAUUAUCCUUCGAGUGCUACUAGUGCCACAUUAGCUCCACCUGAGUUUGAAGUUCAAAAAAGAGCCGAAAAUAGAAAGUCUUCUGCUACGCUUUCUACAACGCUGCCGACAGCUGCAACUAAGCCCAGGCCCUUCUCCUAUGUUGAGCCAUCCAGUACUAAACCAAAUCCUCUCAAGGAGCAUCCACAAUCUCACUCUCAUAAGUUUUUCAGACUCCAUCACCGUACAUCUUCGAAUGACUCAACGAGGGCAAAUGCUAGUACUGGAAACUUACAAGCUUACGGCAAUGGAUCAAGGUCCUCCAUUGAGGACCCAAGAAAUUCCACUGGUCAGAGAAUGAGUGGCAUCUUCAGCUCCAUCUGGAAAUACAGUGGGGAUAAAGCAGCUGGCAUAGUAAAGCAAGUCCAUCCUAGCUCGGGCAGUUCAGGAUAUAGACACUUUAGUGGAAACAAAAGAAGCAGCUACGGGAUUGCCAAUCAUCGAAAAUCCGAUUCUGCUGGGAAGAAUGCCUCAUUCAUGAACAGAGAUUCGGUCAUUAGUUUACAACGCUCGCAAGAGGAAACCAUCUCGCCUGUCUCGACCAAAUCGUCUGGUUUACCACAUAUUGAGGUUGCCGUAGAAUCUUCAGCGGAAAGCGAUCGGCUGUUGAGUGCGGAAUAUAGGAUUGAAAAGGUGGAUUCGAGAUAUUUACCAGUUCCGAAAGUGGGUUUAGAGGACGAAUCCAAGCUCAUACUUAUUUCCAAGGAUAAUUUAUCGUUCAAACCCUUGCGAAUCUAUGCUAAAGACUUAAAUGAAUUGGACUCGAUGAAGAAAAAAAUCAUAAGGUCCUUGGAUUUAAUCAACAUAGGGAUAAUAACAUUUCAUCUCACUGACUUUGAUUGCAUUCCGGGAGAAGCUAUGAGCGAUGAAGUGAUAAUUCAGGCAUUACGGCAGAACUCACUUUGCAAGAUACAUGUCCAGCAAGUGAUGAACUCUCCUGGAACCAACACAAUUUCCAGUACAUCGUCCGAUGCUCGUUCAUUCGACUUAACCGGCGACAAUAAUGGUAGAAUGUAUCCUGCCACUCCUCAAUACCUUUUGCAAGACACUCGUGAUAAAGGUAUUGAUUAUAUCAACUUUAAAGAUCAAGAAAUGUUAAACCAGAUAAAGCAACCAAAAGAUGGUAAGGGAAACUCAUCAACAUUUCAACAUCCAUUGAAACUCACUAUACCUGCAAACAAGAGAGCUUCCAAAGGGAUGUUUCCUCUUAAAAAUGGUCUUCUGACUUCUCGAAAAGUGGAGUUUACAGAGCUGUCAUCUCAUGCAUCCCAGCAGCCAGAGCUUCAAGAAAUUUCUACCAAGUCAAAAGAGAUGUCUGAUAAUAAGCUGCAGCGUGUUCCUUCAAGCUCAUCUACUCGAACAACAUCAUCCUCCAUUUAUGAUGACAAGAGCUCUUUGUCGACCAAAGCGAUUCGAUCCAGUGUUUUCAAAGAGGGUGCAUCAAGAGCAUCUUCACUGGGGCUGGAGUACGAGAAGAGCAGUAAUUUCAUAGCAAAACGGAAAGCUCCACCUCCACCUACCAGCUCCAAUUCCUCUAAAUAUGGAAGAGCUGUCGGACUGCUGCCUAGCCUCUCGAGGAACUCAAGUGGAAGAAAGGUAUCAUCGAAGCUGUCAUCAAUUCGCAAAUUCGAGGAAGCUCUGCAUGCUUAUCUUGAGAAUGAAUUCAGUUUUGAAGAUGCUCCGAAAUUCUCUGAAACACCGAAAGGAAAGUCGAGAAAUGAUAACGGUAAAAAAGAAGAUGACAGUGAACAUGAUGACUUCUUUGUGAAACCAAUGACCACAGAUACAAAUUCGGAUGAUGGAAGCGACAGUGAAGAGGACUUUUUCAUGAAGCCUACCAAGCAACGAAAGGAUGCCGUACAAAAAGCCGAAAUAAGGGCCAUGAGUGUAAGACCACCUGUUGAAGAGGUUUACAACAAUCUUGAGAAGUACUUCCCCAAUACCAACCUUGAUAAGCCAAUUAUAGAUGCAUCACCGGAAUCACCAGUCGCUCAAGUCAUAAAUCCAAGAAGAGCAUUUCCAACACAGCGCAAGGAGUCCAUUUCUCGAACUUUUUCAAAUGCUAAUAAUUCACCUAUCAACCCACCAACAGAUGAUGACGAUUUGUUGCCUGAGAGUGGAGCCAAACAUUUCAAAAGAAUGAAAACAAUUAGAACUGUCGCGAACGAGGCUCGCAACAAGCGUCUUGCAAGUCAAAAAGCAAGUAAGGCAGAGGUGCCGGAAGCCGCAAGUGAAGAGAAGAGCCCUUCCCUCCGAAGAACAAAUACCAAGCUUUGGGGUCAAAGAGUUAUUGAGGUGACCUCUGCAGAAAUUGAGAAAGGUUUUGUUAGCCGCAUCAGAUCCAGCGCAAGCACGAAGUUUGAAGAAUUUGCAUGGAUCAAGGGUGAACUAAUCGGCAGAGGUUCUUUUGGGUCAGUGUACUUGGCACUUAACGUCACCACGGGUGAAAUGCUUGCAGUAAAGCAAGUUGUUGUGGAUGAUCAUUGGAAUAAAACAUCAGACGGUCUAGAUGCUUUGCACAAGGAAGUGGAGACCAUGAAAGAUCUUGAUCAUCUUAAUAUUGUUCAAUACUUGGGAUUUGAGCAAAAGAAAAACACAUAUAGUUUGUUCUUGGAGUAUGUUGGUGGCGGUUCCAUCUCAUCGUGCCUUAAGUCUUUUGGUAAGUUUGAUGAAGGGCUAGUGAAGUUUAUCACGAGGCAAGUUCUUGACGGCCUUAGGUACUUACAUUCCAAUGGUAUUAUUCACAGAGACUUGAAAGCGGAUAAUUUGUUGCUAGAGACUGAUGGUACCUGUAAGAUCUCGGAUUUUGGUAUCUCGAAAAAGUCACAAGACAUUUACAGCAAUAACGCAGAGAUGUCGAUGCAAGGUACAGUUUUUUGGAUGGCACCUGAGGUGAUUCACAACAUUGUUGAAGACAAAAAGCAGGGCUACAGUGCCAAGGUUGAUAUUUGGUCACUUGGGUGUGUGGUGUUGGAGAUGUUUGCAGGGCAGAGACCAUGGUCCAAUGAGGCAGUCAUCAGCGCCAUUUAUAAAAUUGGAAAAACCAAACUUGCGCCGCCAAUACCUGAGGAUGUUAGUGAAGAGGCGAAGGACUUCUUAAAGCAGUGUUUUAUUACAGACUCUGAGAUGAGACCCACAGCAGAAGAGCUCCUCAAACACCCGUUUAUGAAAAUGGAUCCGAAUUUCUCAUUCCAGGAUACCAGGCUUCGCCAAGUGAUCAAGUUCAAUACCAGACGGGUUUAG